Molecule: messenger RNA, 750 nt
Organism: Didymodactylos carnosus
Lineage: Eukaryota; Metazoa; Rotifera; Eurotatoria; Philodinida; Philodinidae
Source: the annotation of a GenBank genome assembly
AUGAGUAAACUAUGGUCGUCAGAUGAUCCAUCAGUUUGGUUAGCUGAAUAUUCAAGUUUAGAUGAUAAAAAUUCAUCUUUAGCCUCUGUAUAUAAAUCACGUAUCCAACAAUUAAAUAAAUCAAAUUUAUUAGAAUUAAAUAAUUGGAUUAAUGAAGAAUUGCCAUCUAUAGUCAAAUCACGUUCACCAUUUCAUAUAUUAAAAAAUGAACUUAGUCAAUUAAUGAAAUGGAAAUUAUUACAUGGUCAAUAUCGUCCUAGAUUACAACAACUAGUGGAAUCAAAUAGUGAAACAACAAUAAUUGAUUGUACAAAACGUGCUUAUACAAUAGCACAACAAACUUCUAAUAAUCAAGAACAAUAUUUAUCUCUAGUUAAAUCGGCAAUAAAAAUUUUAUGUGAAUUACAUGGUGUUGGUCCAGCGACAGCGUCAGCUGUAUUAUCUAUUAUCGAACCAAAUCAAUUUCCAUUUAUGGAUGAUGAAGCUAUGAAUUCUAUACCCAAAUUAAAACCAAUUAAAUAUACAAUAGAACAUUAUUUAUUAUUUGUACAAGAAAUAAGAAAAAAAGUACAAAUAUUACAAAAAAAUUCAUUAGAUAGCGAUAAUAAGCAAUUUUGGACAGCUAAUCGAUGUGUUCAAUGUUUAUGGUCUGAAAAACAUUCACAAACAGUCAGUAAGAAAGUCAAAAGAACAAAUAGUAGUGAUGAUGAGACAACAGCACGUAAAAAAACAAGAAAAUCAAAUAUAUAG